Messenger RNA from Dibothriocephalus latus, 792 nucleotides. NCBI's taxonomy places the organism in Eukaryota, Metazoa, Platyhelminthes, Cestoda, Diphyllobothriidea, Diphyllobothriidae. The record is from the annotation of a GenBank genome assembly.
AUGUAUGGCGCAGUAGUAUCCAAAGAACUGGGCGUGGCGGAUAAUUCAUCUUUCCAGUCGCCGCCCUUUGUGCCAUUCGAAUACGGCAGUAAGUACGUUGCGAAGGUACGGGUCGGUAUUUUUGCUGGAGGAGUUUGUAGUCUGAUUUUCUCUCUUGCAAUGGGUUCCGUUGGCAUCAUAUAUUUACUUCGUCCGACUGAUGACAAAAAAAUCCUAGGUAUUGACGAGUUCUGGCGUGUCAGCUUGAGUUUGAUAACGUUUGCUACAGUGCUUGUUGGCAUAUCUACCUUCCAAAUUAUUUCCUAUGUCAAGAAGCCUUUCGAAUCUGAAAAAAUAAAAAGGAUGGAUCUUUGUCUCUUGGUUUGUACUCUCAUUUGCGGUGUCCUGUUCCUUAUCAACGGUGUAUUAUUCUUCACAAUGAUUUCAAGUGUUGGCAGUUCCAUUGCAAAAGCCCUUGACGAAGAAAUAGUCACUGCUUAUGGGUUUGAAGGUGAAGCGACAAAUGCCAUCGACAGUCUGCAAUUAAAGUUUGCAUGCUGUGGAGGUUCCAACUACGAGGUCUACGAAGGUUCACGCUGGAGUGCACACCCAAGUGAUAUCGUCCCCAAGGUUGGCCUUGUUCCUGAUUCUUGCUGUGUCUGGAACGAAUCCACUUGGCAGAUCGUGGAUCCGGAGGCUUGUCACGGGGAUACUUUGACUGUCCCCAACUCAGCAAAUUUGAAGGUAUGUCUUUCUGCGAUGAAUCAGUCUGUAACAGUCCCUUCAUAUAGUUUUACUUGCAAAUCAUUUUGA